UCAGCUUCGCUCGCCCCCCCCCCACGCCUCCAAGGACGGAGCUGCGAUGGCUGCGGUAGGUUCGGUGCUGAGGUGUGGCUUGCGAGGCGCUGUGGCUUUGCCCCAGCAACAGCGCGGCUGGAGCUCCGGCCCUGACAAGUUCGACAGCGACAAGAGCGGAGCUAUCCGCGACGCUGGCGGCGCCUUUGGGAAAAAGGAAGCCGCCGAGGAAGAGCGAUAUUUCAGGAAGCUACAGAAAGAGCAGUUGACACAACUGAGAAAACAUCAUGAAGAAGAAAUACAUCACCAUAAGGAAGAAAUAGAGCGUCUGCAGAAGGAAAUUGAGCGUCAUAAGUCAAAGAUUAAGAAGUUACAUGAUGAUGAUUAGGUAGCAGCAGUCUUGAUCAGUGUGGUAUAUCUGAUGUUCUGAAAAUGAUGUCUGCCAAUGUGCAAGUUUUUGCUCCUAACACAUUGUGAAAUAAAUACUUCACACUCUUUC
Pogona vitticeps (central bearded dragon) is the source of this 478-nucleotide messenger RNA. RefSeq names its product ATP synthase inhibitory factor subunit 1 (gene ATP5IF1). NCBI's taxonomy places the organism in Eukaryota, Metazoa, Chordata, Lepidosauria, Squamata, Agamidae. Gene Ontology annotation, biological process: negative regulation of ATP-dependent activity. The record is from RefSeq and is a predicted model, not a curated record. Gene Ontology annotation, cellular component: mitochondrion. Gene Ontology annotation, molecular function: ATPase inhibitor activity.